AUGUAUAGUUUGAAGAAUCACCGGAACAGGCUUUCAAAACAUAAACCGGCGGAUUCUGGAUUCCACCAAUCUUCCAAGUCAAAUCCAUUUGAAUCAGACGAUGAAUCGGAUGAUAACAAACACACUCUGAAGCCAUCAAACAGGAUUUCUCCUCAACCUUGUGUAGCUGCUAAGAGUUUCAGCUCCAACCCUUUUGAUGAUGAUGAUGAGAAGAAGGAGGCUGAGAAAAGAGUCACUUCCUCAUCGAAACCCUCACUGACUUUUGAUGCAAAGAGCCGGUUUAGGAAUGAUUUCCGUGAUGCAGGAGGUUUGGAAAACCAGACUGUUCAAGAACUUGAGAGCUAUGCUCUAUACAAGUCUGAGGAAACUACGAGAACCGUACAAGGGUGUCUCAAAGUAGCAGAGGACAUCAGAUCGGACGCUACGAGGACUCUGGUGAUGUUGAAUGAACAAGGCGAACAAAUUUUGAAGACUCAUGACAAGGCUGUUGACAUUGAUCAUGAUCUUAGCCGGGGAGAGAAGCUUCUAGGGAGCCUCGGAGGCAUUUUCUCAAGGACGUGGAAGCCUAAGAAGACUCGUUCGAUAACCGGCCCUGUCAUCACUAGAGGUGAAUCCCCUAAGAGAAGAGUUAACCAGUUAGAGACUAGGGAAAAGCUGGGACUUAACCAUGUACCCAAACCAAAAUCAAGUACCAGUGAACCACUACCUGAAUCCGCAGAUGCUUAUCAGAAACUAGAGAUGGAGAAAGCAAAGCAAGACGACGGGCUUGCAGAUUUGAGUGAUCUGCUCGGCGAACUGAAGAACAUGGCUGUUGAUAUGGGAACUGAAAUCGAAAGGCAAAACAAUGGACUUGAUCAUCUUCAAGACGAUGUGGACGAGCUUAACUUCAGAGUGAAACAAUCUAACCAACAAGCUCGCCGUUUACUCCGGAAGUAA
Messenger RNA from Microthlaspi erraticum, 936 nucleotides. The record is from the annotation of a GenBank genome assembly. NCBI's taxonomy places the organism in Eukaryota, Viridiplantae, Streptophyta, Magnoliopsida, Brassicales, Brassicaceae.